Molecule: messenger RNA, 2321 nt
Organism: Annulohypoxylon truncatum
Lineage: Eukaryota; Fungi; Ascomycota; Sordariomycetes; Xylariales; Hypoxylaceae
Exons: 3
Coding region: 347-1885 (512 amino acids)
Biological process (GO): actin cortical patch localization; endocytosis; actin cortical patch assembly
Cellular component (GO): actin cortical patch
Molecular function (GO): Arp2/3 complex binding
Source: RefSeq, a predicted model, not a curated record
GCUAUUUCUUCCCCUUUACUCCAAACGCCAAACGCAAAACCCAUACCAACCCAUACCAAUCCACACCAACGCAUACACCAUACACGCUUAUCGUUGCAGCACGUCUGAUCGACAUCCUUCCACAGCAACGAAGCUCAGCUCACGAGCCCAUAAACCCGUAAACCCAUAAACCCACAAACGCGCGCGACUGCGAGGUUGGGUCCCGGGUGUCCCAAGGUUAUGAUUUCGCUCCGUACAAGUCCGACCGCAUAUCGUCUUUUGUUUUAUUCGACCAGUAUUCCCUUUCCCACUCACCUCUGGGCUUCGUGAUGAGAUGUCGGAUAGCUUGUUUGGGCUCUAAUCAAACAUGGCCGACUCAGACACCGUUUCCUCGAUAGAGAGCGAGGAGCAAUUAUGGGAUGAAUUGAAUAAAGUCGUCGCUACUCAAUGCCCCGCAGAAGCCCACGAGACCAUCGAUGACGCCUUGCGAUCGUGGCUCUACCUCGCGUCGCGAUGCAGAGACGAAUUCUCUCAAUCGGAAGAUGAUGUAGCGUCAUGUUCGCAAAGUCUCCUAGAUGGAAACCUCUUCCGCACCGACCCCGAAUACGUGCGCAAGCAGAUUAUCUACAGUUUGUUGCAGGAAGAUGAGCCUGGACCUCUGUACGUCAUCGCAAGCUUCCUAUUGCUCGACGGCCGUGGAGAUGAAGCCACGUUCAAACGAAUGAUUGAGGAGGGAUGUUUCCACCGGUUGGUGGAGUUGAUCAAUGGCCGAAAAGAUGAUGACCCGGGUCUGCACCGAUUGCUACUGGAGUUGAUGUACGAAAUGUCGCGUAUUGAGCAGCUCCGCAUUGAGGACCUCCUGCACGUCGACGAUGGGUUCGUGACAUAUCUAUUUCAGCUUAUUGAGGGUUUAUCCGACGAUGUCCACGAUCCAUACCACUAUCCAAUCAUCCGUGUUCUUCUCGUCCUUAAUGAGCAGUACAUGGUUGCAUCGACGACGGCCGUGAGCGAACCUACCUCACCAACUGCGCCAUUGACAAACAGGGUCGUCAAGUGCCUCAGCAUAUACGGUCCGAUUUAUAGGACGUUCGGCGAGAAUAUUAUACUGCUUCUCAAUCGUGAGACCGAGACGUCUUUGCAGCUUCUCAUCUUGAAACUCUUGUACUUGCUUUUCACCACAAAAGCUACGUAUGAAUAUUUCUACACCAAUGACCUGCGAGUGCUGCUCGAUGUCAUCAUCCGGAACCUUCUCGACUUGCCGAAUGAGUUGAUGGCUUUGCGGCAUACCUACCUUCGCGUCUUAUAUCCUUUACUUGCGCACACCCAGCUUAACCAACCCCCUCACUACAAAAAGGACGAGGUGCAGAAGCUGCUGAGGAUACUAACCAAUGCGGGCAAUGCCCAUUUUGCGCCAGUGGAUGAGACUACGAUGAGGCUUGUCGAUCGCGUGGCUAAAGUCAAGUGGCUCUGUGAAGAUUGCGAUAGCUUGGGGGCUAGCGAUGUCGCGCGCAAGUUGCUCGGUAUCAGCCUCUCGCAUAACGAAUCCGCUAGUAACGUUAGUGUUGUGCACGUGGCGGCAGUGAUGGAGAAGCCAGGCGUCCAGACGCCGAGUCGGAAGGCUGACGCCAAAGCCGAGAACGGGGCUGUGCCAAAAGCUGAUGCUAAAAGUGAUAUAUCGCGUUCCAACUCUAGCGGGCAUUCCAAAGAUGCCUCGAAGCCAAGCAGACCAAAGAAACCGCUACCCGAGGUACCGAAGCACCGGCACGGAAUACCGUAUACCUCUGUGGAAAACGGGAACGGUAAUAGAGGUACUAAGAAGUUACCACCGAAGGCGCCGCCGCCGAGACGCAAGGGCAGGAUGAAGCAUUCGACCGAAACGGUAAAAUCGAUAUCGGAGCUGGUUUAAAUAUUUGGCAGCCCUUCUCCGUCGGGAGAGAAGAGCGAGGAACGUAAUUCGACUAAUUAGGAAUAGCGGCAGUGUUGAGAUUGGACUCUUUUCUGCCGCGACCAGCAGAAUGGCAUGAUGAACCUUGGUAACUUGAUACGGGAAACAGGAAACGGCGUACCGGACGGAACAGCUGAUGCUGAUGCUGAUAAUAUCCACGGAUCACAAUCAGGAUGCGACACUAGCAUUUGCAUAAGCAAGGCGUUUACGGGGGUUAAUCGUUGGGAGAGGGGGUGGUGUGCGGGUUUCCUUUUCGGAAGCGCGCGUGUGAGCGAGUAGGGCGAGAGAAUUAGUGAGUAACUUAAGAAGUGUGUAGUGUUUUGUGUCGUUGUAUUAUCAAGGCUAUUGUUAGGAUUACGAAGAUAUUAAUAUACGUAAUAGAGUCUUGUUAUUUCAA